GUUGUAUGUUAGUAACUGUUGCCAAUGUUCUUUCAACCAGUAUGUUCCAAAGGUCACACUAUUACUUAAUUAUUAAUCGGUCUGAGGAACUGUAAGCAGAUGCAAAAUCAACCAUGGCUACGACACGAGCUCUCGUUUAUUCUCCUAAAGCCCCCAUUAAACUUGGAAUUUACAGCCAAGCUGUAGUGGUGGACCGAACCAUGUACAUUUCUGGACAGUUGGGACUAGACCCUGCAACUGGGCAACUUGUACCUGGAGGAACAUCACAGGAAGCCAAGCAGGCUCUAAUCAACAUGGGAGAGAUCCUCAAAGCUGCAAACUGUGACUAUGAUAAUGUUGUAAAAACAACAGUUCUGCUGGCAGACAUCAAUGACUUCAACUGUGUUAAUGAAGUUUACAAGCAAUAUUUUAGAAGCAACUUUCCGGCCAGAGCAGCUUAUCAGGUUGCAGCAUUGCCGCGGGGAGGUCGAGUUGAGAUUGAAGCUGUGGCUGUUUUGGGACCUGUUGUGAAUUGGCCCUUAGACCAGAAAUUAUAAACCGGGAUCAAUUCUUUCGAGAAUGUAAUACACACAACAAGGGAGGACACAGCUCCUUGAUUUUAUUGUUGCCUUGUAUGGAUCAAUGGUAUAAUAAAAAGCAAGAAUUCAAAUCACUACAAUCAUUUUGAGCAUCGAUGCC
Messenger RNA from Mobula hypostoma (lesser devil ray), 678 nucleotides. RefSeq names its product reactive intermediate imine deaminase A homolog (gene rida). Gene Ontology annotation, molecular function: deaminase activity. The transcript is spliced from 6 exons. The record is from RefSeq and is a predicted model, not a curated record. The coding region runs from base 114 to 536 and encodes 140 amino acids. Lineage: Eukaryota; Metazoa; Chordata; Chondrichthyes; Myliobatiformes; Myliobatidae. Gene Ontology annotation, cellular component: mitochondrion; cytosol.